Messenger RNA from Danio aesculapii, 5409 nucleotides. RefSeq names its product fibulin 2 (gene fbln2). The transcript has 18 exons. The coding region runs from base 202 to 4422 and encodes 1406 amino acids. Gene Ontology annotation, molecular function: calcium ion binding. The record is from RefSeq and is a predicted model, not a curated record. Gene Ontology annotation, cellular component: extracellular region. NCBI's taxonomy places the organism in Eukaryota, Metazoa, Chordata, Actinopteri, Cypriniformes, Danionidae.
GCGCGCUCAAGCUGCACUGUGAAGGUUUGAUAAAGCAAGUUAGUUGGCUGCAACUUCUAACCUAUGGACACGCACGGAAGAACGUGACCAACGCGAGGUUCCACUGACGGCUUGCAGUUCACGAGAGGAGAGUUGACUGUUCAGAGUCUGGAUUGUACUGGGGACAUUUAUCACCUGUUGAUACACCAACAUCAAGGCAAAAUGGGCCGUGGCUUCUUGAACUUGGCCUUUUUGUUGAGUAUAAGUGGCUGCCUUGGACAAAAGGAUUGCACCGGUGUUGAUUGCCCUGAACUGCAUAACUGUAUAGAAGAGGUCCUGGACACCGGAGCAUGUUGUGCUACCUGUGUACAAACAGGCUGCAUGUGCGAGGGGUACCAGUAUUAUGAUUGUAUCAGUGCUGGCUUCAGAAACGGCAAGGUUCCAGAGGGAGAGUCGUACUUUGUGGACUUUGGGAGUACUGAAUGCUCUUGUCCACAAGGGGGUGGACGGAUUAGCUGCCAUUUUAUACCAUGUCCUGAAGUUCCAGCCAAUUGCAUAGAAUUGUCAGAACCGGCAGAUGGGUGCAUUCAGUGCGAGCGAGUAGGAUGCGUUCACAAGGAUCAGAAAUACGAAGCCGGACACACGUUCCAAAUGGACCCUUGUGAAGUAUGCCACUGCCCGAAUGGUGGUGGGGAUCUAAUGUGCUAUCCGGUUCCAAGCUGCAAUCCAAGUCGUGCUUCAAAACCCAUGCUGAUGACAACAACCGAAGAAACCACACAAGGGAUGCCCUAUCGAGACCCCAUAAUGCACAUUUUUAACCAUCAAGGCUCUAGAAUUCCCUUUACCAAACAUUUUCCCUUGCAUGCCGAUAACAAUCGUCCUUUUAAGCUGCAUAUGAGAAAAAUAGAUGAGAAAGAUGAGGAUGAGGAAGACUAUGAUUAUCCACCCACUGAUUACUCAGCUCCUUCUCUGGAUGAUUUUGCAGCUCCCACAGAGUCAUCCAUCAUGUCGGUAUCUCAUUCAGAUAAUUUUACCCCCCACCAGGGUGUGCACAGGGGUGCUAAACAAGAGCUGAGAGAGACGCUUGGUAUUCAUAGGUCCACAACAGAAAGGCCGCAGUUUCCUUUCUAUAAGGACAGUACAGACCGAAUGAGAGUAGGCACUCGCAAUGACAAACCAAAAAAUGAGCUAUUCAGCCCUCUGGAAUAUAAAACAGACCGGGAACGAUUCAUCCUUCCUGUGGAAACUACAAACAGACUGGGAUUCUCCAGUCACAAAGAUGCUUCUGAGAUCCAGAGCUUUAGUCUUUAUAAAGACAGCUUCAAUCAAGAGGACCUAACAGAUGACGAACAGCUUGAAUUUCCUUCAGAAACUACUGAUGGGGAAAGAGAUACCUCACAGGAGGACACCACAUACAGCGAGACAGUUACUGACUCUCCAGUGACUAUUGAGAAAACUACAUCAUCUCCACUUUGGGAAACCACAAUUUUAAUGCAAGCUGCUUGGGACGAUGUAUCAGAGAGUCAAAUUCAACCACUUCUCCCAAAUACUGUCGAAACAGAUGGCUCCAAACAUGAAGAAACCAUCACAAGAGAGACUAGUAAAGAAAAAGCAGCUGUUCUGAAUGAAACUACAAGUCUGUAUGACUUUCGAUCAAUCACUGGUAAUCAGAAUGAAUAUAUCCUGAGCACUCCAGAUCCUGCUAAGCAAAGUGUGACCAUCCCAGCUGAAACUUUACCAGAACAUGAAGAAUCAGAAGCCGAAUUUGAAGAGAAACAGAAAAGGCUUGCAGUGGACCACAGAGAACCACUUGAAGAACACAAAAGACUUCCUGUUAAAAACGCCCUUGAGCACCCACAACCUGGAGAAGAACAUGUGCAGAGCACCUCAGCAAAGCACAACACUGAGCUUGAGAGGAAACAUCAGUGGCACUUGUUCUCUCCAGUUACCUUCAGUCCAACCAGCCCACCUUCAAACAAACAGUCCCACAGUCUGUUUAACUUCAGAGAAGAAGAGGACGAGGCAGACAACACCCUCAGAGCUGCUUUUGUGGAUGAGGAAGGACUGGUGGAGAGCUGUUGUGUGGCCGGGCAGAAAUGGGCUGAGGAGAACCAGCAGUGCAACCGAAUGCCUGUCAAAACAGAAGACAUCAGCUCUGUGUGUGGUGUGGUCCAGCAACAGUGCUGUUUGGGUGCUCUGAGAGAGAGCAGGUGUCAGGCUGGCAUCAUUGCAGCAAAGGCCAGACGUACCUGUCAGAGAAACAGCCCGCUCUGUGGAGAAGACUCACAAACAGACUGCUGUAACUGCUGUGCGCUAGGUCUGCGUUUGCGAAGGGAAGGUAAAGGUUGUGAAGCUCAUCAAUACCUGAGUUACCCAUGCGGACACGUAUUCCUCACAUGCUGCGAGGAUGCUGAAGAAGGUCUUCCUCUUCCCACCAUCAAGAAAAAGCAAAGGCCUCAACCAACCGCUCUCCCAAAGAGAGUAUCAGACAGGCAGUUUGGGAAGCAGGCGCUGUCAGUCGGGGAUGUGGAUCCCGCAGUUAAUUCACUGGAGGAUAUGGAGCAUGGUGACAGAUGCCAGAGAUUUGGCACGCUCUGCCAUCACACCUGCAUCAACACCCGGGACUCCUACCUGUGCGGCUGCCACCCCGGGUACACACUUCUGCAGGAUGGCCACACCUGUGUGUCAGAGAACCAGGAGGAAGACAACAGAGUUAGUGAGGAAGACCGGAUCCCUACUGCAGUUCCAGAUAAACAACAAACUACCACUCAGAUGCCGGUCUUACAAAACCCUUGUGCAGGUAAUGGGCUGUGCUCUCAGAAGUGUACUGUGGUUAGAGGACUGGCACAGUGUUCCUGUUACCCAGGAUUCUCUCUGAAAUUCGAUGGACACACCUGUGAAGAUGUGAAUGAGUGCCUGAAUGGCAGACACAAUUGCUCCCUGGACGAGAUGUGUAAGAACCACGAGGGCUCCUACCAGUGUGAGCGGCUCAAUGAGAUGUGCCAUGAGGGCUUUAUUCACAACCACAAUAGAGAUUGUGUGGAUGUGAAUGAGUGUGUGACGAACACACACACCUGUCGGGCAGACGAGCGCUGCGUGAACACAGUAGGAGGAUUUGUGUGCGAAAGGCUGAUCUUGUGUUCGAGUGGUUACCAGCUGAGAAAUGGAGUAUGUGAAGACAUCGACGAGUGUGUUAUACGAACUCAUAACUGUGGGAUGGGCUUCCAGUGUCAGAAUACUGAUGGUUCAUUCACGUGUAACCCGAAACAACGCUGCCUCACAGGCUUCACUCAGGACUCACAUGGCAACUGCAUUGACAUUGAUGAAUGCAGCAGUAUAAGAGAACCAUGUACGUCUGGCUUCAAUUGCAUAAAUACUGUGGGCUCCUAUACCUGUCAGCGCAAGAUCAUCAUGUGCAGUCGAGGUUAUCAUUCCAGUCCAGAUGGAGCUCGGUGUAUUGAUGUGGAUGAAUGUCAGACGGGCACCCACCGCUGUGGAGAAGGCCAAAUCUGUCACAACCUGCCCGGCAGCCACCGCUGUGACUGCCAAACAGGCUACCAGUACGACACCAUCCGUCAGCUCUGUGUGGAUGUAAAUGAGUGUUGGCGGUACCCAGGCCGUCUCUGUGCCCAGACCUGUGAAAACACGCCGGGCUCGUACCAGUGCUCCUGUACCACAGGCUUCUCCCUGGCCUUUGAUGGCAAGAACUGUGAAGAUAUUAAUGAAUGUGACAACAAUCCCUGCAGUCAGGAGUGUGCAAACAUCUACGGCUCUUACCAGUGUUAUUGCCGAACGGGCUACUACCUGAAAGAGGACGGCCACACGUGUGAAGAUAUCGACGAGUGCUCACAGAGCAUUGGAAACCUGUGUGCGUUUGAGUGUGUGAACGUGCCAGGGAGCUACACAUGUGCCUGUCCUCCUCAUGGUUAUUCUAUGUCAGCUAAUGGACGCACAUGUCAAGAUAUUGAUGAAUGUGCCAUUGGAUCGCACAAUUGCUCUGCUUCCCAGACGUGCUUCAACAUCCAAGGAGGCUUCCGUUGUCUGUCGUUUGCAUGUCCUGACAACUACAGGAGGGUGUCGGACACACGCUGUGAACGAAUGAGUUGCCCCAACUACCAACAAUGCCAGACCAUGCCAUUACGCAUCACCUACUAUCAACUGAGCUUCCAAACCAACAUCGUCAUCCCAGCUCAGAUCUUUCGCAUCGGACCUUCACCCACAUACUCCGGCGACAACAUCAUCAUUAGCAUCCCCCGCGGCAAUGAGGAUGGCUACUUCAGCACGCGGAAGCUCAACAGCUUCACCGGCGCCGUUUACCUGCACCGGCAGGUUCGAGAGCCAAGGGACUUCCUCAUCGACGUAGAAAUGAAGCUGCUACGUCAAGGAACUUUCACAACUUUCCUGGCCCGCAUCUACGUGUUCAUCACAACAAGCUCUAUGUGAUGUGAUGACACCUUUGAUUUCGCAUGGUGCUAAACUCUUCAGGCUUCCAUCUUGAAGUUGUUUGUCAUCUGGCAGAUCCUUAAGGCUUCUGUUUGCCUAACGGAUUUUUGCUCAGAGAGACUUUGAUGGGACUCUCCCACUGGGAUCCAACCGCUUGUUUUGAGUAGAGCGAGAACAAACAGGACGGAGCAUAGAGGCUGACAGAAACAUUUGGCUUUUAAAAGUCCUAGUUUUUCCUCUUCAAAGUAUCAAAAGUACUCUACACCAGACGCUAUUUAUACCACACCAAUUUAUCUUGAUUGCCUGAAACUGCUUUUUAUAGCACUUCAUUACUUUUUCCUAACAACACUAUGUUUCUCCUAGGGGGUAGGCAGAAUAGAGCUGAGGUAGAGUUAGGGGGUUUGUAAUGGCUGUCACAAAUCCUCCAUUCAACUGCUGUGCCGUUUAAACGUCUAAUCAUUUCACAGCUCAUCCGAUACAGCUGAUAACUGUAUUUAAAAACGUAUCUGUGUAUAAUUCCCACAAGUAUACCUCAGCUCAGUGCCUCUGCAAAAGAGAGACAUUGUGUUUGUAAUCAUUGUUAGCAGUUAAAAAGCUGUAUGAUUGUUAUUAUUACUGUUUCAAACUCGCUCCGUUCGUAGCUCUUGGUGCUAAUAUACCGUUUUGGAAACAUUUGACACGCAUACAUGAAGAGUGUGUGAGCUCCAAAGCAGCACUGAGAAUAUUGUAUUGAUAAACGUCAGUUUGUAUAUCUUUACAUUGUAAUAUUACACCUGUUUUGAUGUAUUACUGUCUUGAAAAUUCAUCUCAGGGUAAAAGCUUCUAAUCAUCUCAAUAUACGUUGAUAUCUCAAAUCAUUAUCAUUAUCAAAACAUAUUAGGUAAAUUCAUGGAACAACCAAAUGCAUCAGUAUAUUAUUAAUGCAAGACAUAUUAUCUCCCUUAAUGGAUUCAGUUCCUCAAUAAAGCAACACCAUCAUUCCUUUUA